AUGGAAGCUGAAAGGAUGGAGGAAAACCAUUCGCCCAAAGAGAGUGUCGAAGCAGGCCAGGUCAGGAAGUCGAAGUUGUGUGGACUUGGGCAAAAGAGGAAAUGGAAAGAGUUUGGAAGCAGAGCCAGAAAGAGGGAGGUGUUGUCUCCGUUGCUGAAGAAAGAGAUCACGGAAACGUUAGCUCGAAGAGGGAUCGAAUGCGUGGAUGAUUGGAAAGAGUAUGUGAGAACAAUGGAACAGGACGGCGAAGUCAUGGCAGAACUGUGUGAAAUAUUGAACACUGAUGUGUUUCAGGAAUUAUUGGAUCGCAGACCAGUCAAUUGCAGAGGAUGCGUUCGACUAGGACAGACGUCUGCAGAUCACUCGAGGCGACAUUCGCUGUAUCGGACAACUACGCCACCGGUGGACGAAGGUGCGUCAGUAUCAGAUCAAUUAACAAUGUACCUGAGGGCAAUGGCCUGUACGGACCCUGGUGUGUAUAGGGGAGCGAGGAAUGAGAAUUUUAACGAAUUCGUACGACGGUUUAAGCGAAAUGUGAAGCGACUCUUACUAGAAAUCUUGUGUGAUGACCACUUAGGUGGAAGAGCAAAGAAUAUAUACAAGGCUCUGCCAAGGCUAGUGAAGGACCAGGGAUUCGAGAUGGUUAUAAAGGAGAUGUCUAGACUGCUAGCACAAGAGUCCACGGCGGGUAGGCUGAGGGCUUUGACGGAGUUACGAGAGCUGAAAAUUAGACCCAAUCAGGACGUGGCGGAUUUCUGCGUAGUACUAGAGAAUCUCGGCCAGCAGGCAUUCCCAGAGGGGAACGCAGAGGAUCGGUCGUUGGAAUAUGCUCAGAUCCUCUUGAGCAACCUCGGUGAUUGGCCCGAACACUUUCAGUUAGUUGGUGCUCUGCAUAAGGUGCAACCUUAUAUGGCACACGAUGAGGUUAAGCAACUGCCCUUAAGUAUAGAACAGUCAAAGCUCAUGCUGGGUGUGAACAGCAAUGUCGGCAAGAUGAGCUGGAGAAAUAGGUCCGCGCAGUAUUGUUGUGUUAGCGAAGAAGAAAGUUUGGACCGUGCGAGACCGUGGGCGAGACAGGAGCCAUGUAGAAGAGAUCCAUGUCUAGCAGACGGCUGUGGAUAUCAGCCUGGAGCACAGAUGUCGCCUCCUAAUGACAGAGUUGCCACAAGAACUAGUGGUAGCGAAGCGAGGAAGUGCUACACUUGUUCCAAGUAUGGGCACAUAAGUCGCGAUUGUCCGCAGCGGACUACUAGAGUAACUCAGAUCAAGCACAAACGACAGACCCAGAGAAAGAAAAAGUAUAAUCAACAAGGCGCGUGGCUUAGGGAUAGCGGUGAAAAGACGGAAACUGGUAUAAAGUACCUUAAUUGGAGAUCGGAUCAUGGCAUCAGUGAGCCUGCUCAAUAG
Molecule: messenger RNA, 1407 nt
Organism: Cooperia oncophora
Lineage: Eukaryota; Metazoa; Nematoda; Chromadorea; Rhabditida; Trichostrongylidae
Source: the annotation of a GenBank genome assembly